GCUCGAUGUAAACAUUACCACUUUUGUGAAAAGAAAUCCCGUGAUUGCGGCUUUGUCUAUUUGCGUCGUGUCAUUUUGUUCGUGAUAUUAUCGUAACAAGCGGCCAGUGUCCGGUUGUCCCCCGUUGUCCGCAGCUGUGUUCCGAACCGGUUCGUAAUGGACACGGUUCCGCCUACGCCACCCCCGCCAUCGGCCUCAGCGAACGAAGCCCCGCCUCUUCCGCGAUUGCCCACGGAAAUUUUGGUGACCAUCUUUCAGCAUUUACCGAUGGCGGACUUGGCCCAGGUGCGACUCACUUGCCACCAUUGGCACGACACGAUCUGCUACACGUCGUCCCUGAUGGAAAAGUUUGUGUUGUCGUUCAAGAACUGCCGCCUGUACGAGGGCUGCGAGCAGUGUCGGGUUUUGGCCAAGUCGAAGAGUGUUUACACCAAGGCAACCCUGAAGGCGGUGGCCGUCGAGGAUGCGGCGGACACGCUGUGGUGCGCCCUCGGCGAAGAUCUGCAGGACCUCACGCUGAACGAUUGUUCGAUCUCGGGGGAGACGCUGGUACGGCUGUUGAGGUGCACACCGAAUUUGAGGUAUUUCGCGCUGAAGACCACAAAGUUUGAGGAGUUUCACAUCAACAACGUUUCGGUGGACUUUCGGUUGGAGAAGCUGGAAACGCUCACGCUGCGUUCGAUCUUCGUGUACGACGAGUGCUUCGCAAUGUUCCGACAGAUUUGUCCCCGGUUGAAGGUGCUGAAGCUCAACUAUUCAUCGUUUGAGGGCUGGGGCGAGAAGUUGGUGCAGUUUGUCCAGACGGUGCGGGGCACGCUGGAGGGCAUUAAUCUGAGCUACACCAAAAUUGGCGCGAAUCUGCUGCACAAACUUGCCACCGUCGAUCGGCUGCGGUUGAAGAAGAUCUCGCUUAAAUCUAGCUACGACCUCAAGCAGAGGGACAUCAUCCAGCUGAGCCGGCUACAGCCCUCGAUCGUGCAUUUGAACAUUGACAAUUUGUUCCCCGCGGAUGAUCAGAUUCUCAGCGAAAUCAGUCGAAACCUGCCCAACUUGAAGCGCAUCAAGCUGCACAUCUGUCGGGUGCACAACCUGCAGCAUUCCUUCCUCGGGAACAUGCGCCGGUUGGAGUACUUGAAGAUCACCGACGCGACUCACGUGGCCGGCAAUCUGGACCUGAGCGCGUACGAAAAUACUCACCUCGAGAAGCUGUAUGUUUCGGCGGCGACCUUUUCGCGCAACACGCUGCCACGAUUCUUCGAAAAGUCGCCCAACAUUCGAAGUCUCACACUGUACCAGUGCUCGUACGAGAACAUCCAUGAUUUGCAGCUGUCCUUUGCCCACCUCAAGAAGCUCGAAUACCUGAACCUGCAGCGAACGUUCGACAUCGACGACAGCUUCUUCAGCCGUACCGUCUUCGACAGCGUCAACAUGCCCUUCGAGAGAAUCCGUUUUUUCCCGGUGACGAACCUGACCCGCCUGUGCUACCUUAACCUGAGCCGGUGCCGCGAUCUCUCGGACGAAACGCUGGUCGCGAUCAGCUUUCCGCGGCUCAAGAAGAUCGAUCUGCGCGGGCUAAACAUUACGGAUUUCGGCGUCCGUGCCCUCGUGCGGCAAUGUCCCCGUCUCGAGUACGUGCACGUGGACGCGUGCAAGCGAAUCUGUGACAGUGCGGUGCUAAUGCUUUGCCGUGACCUGCGGCGCCUCAAGCUGCUCAACCUGGACGGGUGUCGUGCAAUUACGGAUGCUUCCAUCGAACACGUUAUCGCGCACUGCCGGACGAGCCUGGUGUGGCUCAACAUGAUGAACUGUCCGCUGCUGACCGACGAAGCCAAGCACCGGCUUGAGGGCGUCCGAAGCAUACGGUCGCUGUACGUCUGAAGCGGCGUGCGUUGUUAGUUUGUGGUG
Molecule: messenger RNA, 1905 nt
Organism: Culex quinquefasciatus (southern house mosquito)
Lineage: Eukaryota; Metazoa; Arthropoda; Insecta; Diptera; Culicidae
Product: F-box/LRR-repeat protein 2
Exons: 2
Coding region: 157-1878 (573 amino acids)
Biological process (GO): SCF-dependent proteasomal ubiquitin-dependent protein catabolic process
Cellular component (GO): SCF ubiquitin ligase complex
Molecular function (GO): protein binding
Source: RefSeq, a predicted model, not a curated record